AUGGCGGACCAGUCGGCUGCCAGAAAGACGCUACCGUCUCUUCUUCGCCAUUUCGAGGGAACGGAACUAACAGUAGAAUUAAAGACGGGACGGUUGUAUCGCGGGACUCUAUCAUCUGCCGAUCAGGCUAUGAAUUUGACCCUCGAGGACGCUUCUUUAUUACAACGACUCAUCGUCAAUCAACAACACAAAGGAGCAUUUCGACGCGGAAGCUCCAGCGCAGCCGUGCCAUCCACGCUUUCCUUGGUGCACAUUCGGGGAUCGACCAUUCGAUUUAUUCAUUUUCCUGACCAGCUAGAUCUGACACUUACCAUUAAGCAGGGUAUUGAUCGUAGCUGGAGAAUGGAGCACAACUCUGAGCCAGGAUGGGAUGAAACAACCACAAUACACGAAGGGCCCUUUACGGUCUGCCCCAAAUGUCACGGCGACGGACAUAUCGUUCAUCAAGCGAGCAAAAAGCAGAAACUUCGUCAUAAGAGGGCCCGCACCAAUGGCGACUACACCGAUACACCUGCCCCACAACGAUUAGAAACUUGUCGAGAAUGUGACUCUUCCGGUCUCGUCCAGUCGGAUACAGAUCCUCCCGUAGACACAACCUUGCCGGAGAUUGCUGUUGUGGGAGGAGGCCUGGCAGGAUUGGCAUUGGCUGCAGCAUGCCGACACCGCGGAAUGAAAUAUACCGUCUACGAAAGAGAUCUCGAUUUUCAUCAGCGAUCGCAAGGCUUAGACAGUGACGGAAUUAUGUCGACGAAACACGUCGUACAUGAGCCGGACGGUGCGAUCGUUGGUGAGUGGGGCUUGCGCAAAUGGGGACGAUCGGAGAGGGCGAAAAAGCCCAAACGGCAAAAUAUCCACAUUGCGCGUCAAUCUUUGCGGUGGCAACUCUACAAGGCGGCUGGUGGUCGAACUGCCAAUAUUGCAUGGAAUCACCGCCUUCUCCAGUACAAGCAGAGGGUGGAUGCUCCUGGUUGGGAGCUGAAGUUUCAAGUAGAUGAUCAAAUUAUAGCACACAAGGCGGACUUGAUCGUUGGUGCGGACGGACUCCGAUCCCAAGUCCGGCGUUCUCUGAUUGGAGAGGAUCGUACGCCGCUACGCUUCUUGGAUUGUAUUGUUAUACUUGGUAUCUGUCCGAUCGCCGGUAUUUCCCUGGAGGGCCAGCAAUCCGAUCUUUUGGAUGGGGAAACUGUAUUCCAGACAGCCGAUGGGGUAACACGGAUCUACAUUAUGCCCUUUACCACCACCGCGUACAUGUGGCAAUUAAGUUUCCCUAUGGCUGAAGAACAGGCACUUUCACUGAGCUCGAAAGGGCCAUCAGCACUCAAAAAGGAAGCGAUCCGCCGUUGCCAGUCAUGGCAUACACCGGUUCCUGACAUUCUCUACUCGACUCCAAUCGAACUCGUGUCGGGCUAUCCCGUCUACGAUCGGGCGUUGCUUACCCCCGAGCUCCUGCAGGAAACAGCAUCCGUGACACUUGUUGGGGAUGCCUGUCAUCCCAUGUCUCCGUUUAAGGGUCAAGGUGCUAACCAAGCCUUGCUGGAUGCCCUAGCACUCGUGCGAAGCAUUUACAAGCACUGCAAGACUGCCGGCUCUUACGAUAGCAAUUCUUUAGAACGGGCGGUAAAGGAAUUCGAGGUUGAAAUGCUGGUACGAAGCGCCGUCAAAGUGGAAGCAUCCGCCGAAGCAGCUCGGUUCCUGCACACGGAAAUAGCUAUUCAAAAGGGCAACGUGACUCGUGGAGCAGCGAGUCGCAGUAUACUGAUAAAAUCGAACGAAGAGGAUACGGCUACGACGGAAUGA
Phaeodactylum tricornutum CCAP 1055/1 is the source of this 1797-nucleotide messenger RNA. RefSeq lists its product with no specific name. Gene Ontology annotation, molecular function: RNA binding; FAD binding. The transcript has 3 exons. NCBI's taxonomy places the organism in Eukaryota, Bacillariophyta, Bacillariophyceae, Surirellales, Neidiaceae. The coding region runs from base 1 to 1797 and encodes 598 amino acids. The record is from RefSeq and is a predicted model, not a curated record.